AUGCUGUAUCCUGCAGCUCUCCUCGCCCUACUUACCAUCUCCCUCGUCAAGUUACUAUUAUUCCACAAAAACAAACAUGGCAAACUCCCGCCAAGUCCCGCGCGGUCACUCCCGAUCUUGGGCCAUCUCCACCUCCUCAAGACCCCCAUCCACCGCACCCACCAGAAGCUGGCGGAGAAGGUGGGCCCCAUCUUCUCCCUCCACCUUGGCCACAGCCGCCUCAUGGUGGUGGUCUCCUCUCCGGAGCUCGUGGAGGAGUGCUUCGUCAGAAACGACGUCGUCCUAGCCAACCGCCCACAUCUGGUGUUUAGCAAAUACAUAGGCUACAACCACACCACUCUGGCCGUCUCCUCCUAUGGCGACCACUGGCGGAACCUCCGUCGCCUCACUGCCGUCGAGGUCUUCUCCGGCACGCGACUCAAUGCUUUCCACUCAAUCAGGCACGACGAGAUCAGGCUCCUGCUGCAGAAGCUCUAUGGGACCUCUGCUUCCGGUUUCGCGAGGGUCGGCCUAAGACCCUGCCUUUCGGAGCUAACUUUCAAUAACAUCAUGAGAAUGGUGGCCGGAAAGAGGUACUUUGGGGAGGGUGACGAGGAGGCCGCGGAGUUCCGGGAGAUGAUAGAGGAGGUUUUCAGCUACGGCAGCGUGUCCAACCCGGCCGACUUUAUCCCCGUGCUCAAGUGGAUCGAUUACAAGGGAUUCGAGAAGAAAUUGGCCAAGGUCAGCAGGAAGAUGGACACCAUUUUGCAGCACUUGAUUGACGAGCAGCGGCAGAGGAGCAAAGUUAAUGGUGGCAACACCAUGAUCGACCACAUGCUUUCCCUGCAGGGCAAGGAGCCUCAGUACUACAACGACACCAUCAUUAAAGGCAUUAUUUCGGAUAUGCUUCUCGCCGGGACCGACACCUCAGCUGUGACCGUAGAAUGGGCCAUGUCUGCUCUGCUAAACAACCCCGAAAAACUCCAAAAGGCCAGAAUAGAGAUCGACAACCUCGUGGGCAAAGAUCGCUUGAUCAACGAAUCCGAUGUCCCCAAUCUCCAUUACCUUCAACACAUUAUCUCCGAGACCUUCCGGUUGUUCCCAACAGCGCCAUUGCUUGUACCUCACGAAGCAUCCGCUGAUUGUACCAUUGGUGGCUACCACAUACCACGUGGCACCAUCUUGAUGGCCAACGCGUGGGCCAUCCACAGGGACCCCAAGAUUUGGGAUGACCCCACCAGCUUCAUUCCCGAGCGUUUCGAAGCCGCAGAGGUUGGGCCCACCAAGCUCAUGCCUUUUGGCCUCGGAAGGAGGUCCUGCCCGGGGAUGGGGUUGGCCCAACGUGUCGUCGGCUUGACACUUGCCUCACUCAUUCAGGGCUUCGACUGGCAAAGGGUUGACGAGGCCUUGGUCGAUUUGACCGAAGGGACUGGGUUAUCAAUGCCCAAACUCCAACCCCUCGAGGCCAUGUGCAGGGCGCGUGAUGUGCUUCACAAUGUUCUCGGUGGGGUUGGGGUUUCCUCAAACAUAUGA
Messenger RNA from Striga hermonthica, 1512 nucleotides. The record is from the annotation of a GenBank genome assembly. Lineage: Eukaryota; Viridiplantae; Streptophyta; Magnoliopsida; Lamiales; Orobanchaceae.